ACCACCAGACAUGAUUGACCAACAUUCAACUCCGAAACACUGACGAUGCAUUCAGGUUUUCUGCGUCCAGAUGAAACGUGACGGGCGGUGGCGACAAGCAUCCGAGUUGCAGGAUGGCCACCCCGAGCAAGACCCCACCCGGUGCCGACCCGAAGCAGCUUGAGCGGACCGGGACGGUCCGGGAGAUCGGCUCCCAGGCGGUGUGGUCGCUGUCCUCCUGUAAACCAGGGUUUGGAGUGGAUCAGCUGAGGGAUGACAACCUGGAGACCUACUGGCAGUCAGAUGGAUCCCAGCCGCACCUGGUCAACAUUCAGUUCAGGAGGAGGACGACGGUGAAGAUGUUGUGUAUUUACGCCGAUUAYAAAUCAGAUGAAAGUUACACGCCCAGUAAAAUCUCUGUGAGAGUGGGCAACAAUUUCCACAACCUUCAAGAGAUCAGGCAGCUGGAGAUGGUGGAGCCCAGCGGCUGGAUUCACAUCUCUCUGCUAAAUCAGGUAAAAACAUCAAGAUUCUGUUUUUGGAUUCAGUGAAAACGGAAAGCGGUGCAAAACUUAUCUUUUUUUUUUUCUGCCUGAUGGAAAUAUAAAAACAUGUUUCAAAGGGUUGAAAGGUUGAAGAGAUGUGUGUUUAAAUCUGUUUUUAGCUUUUCAGYCCAAAACUGUGACAAAAUAUUAGGACAAUAAAGUAAUAAAUUAUGAGAGUAA
Molecule: messenger RNA, 704 nt
Organism: Poecilia reticulata (guppy)
Lineage: Eukaryota; Metazoa; Chordata; Actinopteri; Cyprinodontiformes; Poeciliidae
Source: RefSeq, a predicted model, not a curated record